Molecule: messenger RNA, 1219 nt
Organism: Brachypodium distachyon (stiff brome)
Lineage: Eukaryota; Viridiplantae; Streptophyta; Magnoliopsida; Poales; Poaceae
Product: molybdopterin synthase catalytic subunit
Exons: 1
Coding region: 433-1005 (190 amino acids)
Biological process (GO): Mo-molybdopterin cofactor biosynthetic process
Cellular component (GO): cytosol
Molecular function (GO): molybdopterin synthase activity
Source: RefSeq, a predicted model, not a curated record
AGUAAAUGUCAACUGAUUCCGCGAUAGUGACGAGCUGGGGAGGGGUAAGGGGCGGACGCACUUGGUCUCAGCGAUAUGGAAGCAGAGAUCUCCCGUCCUGGGACUUGCUUCGAUGAGGAGCUGUGAAAGGCGGAGGCGGGAUCAGGUUGAGGCUAUGGAGAUUGGAGAAGAAGCUGGUAAUGAGGAAGUGGCGACUCUGACGACCCUAGCAGGUGCGCGCGGCGGCGGCGGCGAGUCCAGUCCAGUCCUCAAACCAAAACGUAGCACUCCCUGACUCCCUCCCAAGGGGUGUUUCCGUAAUUUUUUCGUAUCCGCCUUUUCUCUCUCUACUCCACCAAACAUUAUCUCCCCGGAUCAGUUGAUCCCCGGAGCGACGACUUCGACCUCAGUGUUCCAAUUACCCCAAGCCCAGGCGCAGCUCCCCACGAUUCGAUGGCCGGUGACGAGCCCCAGGCGGCGGCGGCUUCCGAGGACCUGGUCGAGAUCCUCGACGAGGAAUCGGGCCGCCUGGACAUCGCCCGGUACGUGGACCACGUGCGCGACCUCUCGGCCGGCGCCAUCGCCACCUUCGAGGGCACCACCCGGGACCACUUCGCCGGGAGGCGCGUGGUGGAGCUCCGGUACGAGGCGUACGCGUCCAUGGCGCGGCGCCGGCUCGAGGCCAUCCUCGCCGAGGCCCGCGACGCCCACGCGCUCUCCCGGCUGGCCGUGGCGCACCGGCUCGGGACCGUCCCCGCGGGCGAGGCGAGCGUGUUCGUGGCGGCGUCGGCCGUGCACCGCGCGGACGCGAUGGAGGCGUGCCGGUACGUGAUCGACGAGAUCAAGGCGUCCGUGCCCAUCUGGAAGAAGGAGGUGUACGACGACGGCGAGGUGUGGAAGGAGAACCGCGAGUUCCUCGACCGCACCGAUGCAGCGGCGGGGGCGACGGCGCCGGCGGCGAAGGGCAAGGGGGCAGGCGGCGGCGGUGGCGGCUGCUGUGGUAGCAAGGUGAGGGUUGAGAACUGAUGGCAGCUGCCGGAUCGCGAUCCGACGGACAAGGCCACACGGGUGACGGGUUGUUUCUCUCUCCUUCUUUACACUUUUUGAGAAAUUUGAGAUAACAGAAAGGAAAUGUCUUGUGUGACACUGGAAAUCCUUUUGAGAAAAUACAACGUGUGAAAUUCGAAUACACACACACUGAAAGUUCUGUGAUGUAUGGUUUAAAGUUUUGUUCUUCCCA